CACAUCCACUACCUGACAGACGCUCCCGAGGCUAUCGCCAGCGCUUACACCAACACAAUGUUCGAGCACUAUCCCAGAGGAUCCUUCGACUUCCGCCCACUGAACUUCACCAAGACUGAAGAGAUGUUCAAUGCCCGCAAGUACAACAUCAGGAGACUCAUGAAGAGCUUUCCCAACCGAAGAUUCAUCUCGAUUGGAGACACUACAAACACCAUGAGCAGAUUUCCCGACGACUUGAGAGAUUUCUAUCCUCAGAUUCAGUGUCUUCUUGUCCGUGAUGUCUCGGCCACUGAGAGGUCCGACUGGGUCACUCCCGACACCCGUAGCUUCUUCAAGCUGGAUGACACUGAAUAUCUCUUCUUCCGCACCCCAGCCGACCUC
Aureobasidium namibiae CBS 147.97 is the source of this 381-nucleotide messenger RNA. RefSeq lists its product as uncharacterized. Gene Ontology annotation, cellular component: actin cortical patch. The transcript has a single exon. The record is from RefSeq and is a predicted model, not a curated record. Gene Ontology annotation, molecular function: phosphatidate phosphatase activity. The annotation marks the transcript as partial. NCBI's taxonomy places the organism in Eukaryota, Fungi, Ascomycota, Dothideomycetes, Dothideales, Saccotheciaceae.